AUGCUCUCGGAGGCGGAAAGCCGGGGUGGGAGAAGGUGUACGGCCGAAAGGCUGAACGGAGCUCGGAUGUGUCAUGACUGUAACGCAGCCGUGUCACAUGUUUCAGACGCGGCAUCAGCAUUCGGCUAUCGACGCGUUCUUGGUGGCGAAGAACUAGUCAUACGGCCGGCAUUCCAGCUGAGACAUUCCUGUCUCAUCGAAGGCAGGCCUAGGGCAGUAGCGUUCCUACGGCCUACCCAAGUUCGACCACAUUCUACUUCUCCACGUCACAUCAGUCUCAGCUCUCCUUAUGCUAUCUUCGGCGUAGAGACUCAGCUCGUUCCUUCCAAGAUGGAGCCAUCAACUUCCUUGGACCAGGUCGGGGCGCCUCAAGGCAACUCAAAAGCCCGCGAGCGGCUUCGGAGAAUGCGCGAGCGCGCCGCAGCUCAAGCCGCAGCCGAAGCUGGCGCCGGUACCGAGGCCAAUCCGGGCGAGAGCGCUGUCGCCGGUCCAUCAACCCUACCCUCCCUACCCACAUCAACCACUCUCCCGGCCUCACAGACUCUCGCAUCCUUGACGUUCUCAUCCGACUCGUCUUUCUCCGGUCUCCCAUACCUCCAACCCUCAUCCUCCGCCCUACAGCUCGACCUUCCCGGCCCCAUGACCCCCCUGCCCUCCAGAUAUCCCUACGGUGGGCUCGGCGGAGACUCGCCUAUAUCUGGACUCCCCCAAUACUCUACCCUCGGACUAAGCACCUCCUCGCAGCCCAGCAUCCCCAUCGCGCCGAGCUCGGCCCGCGCCGACUCUCGCGUCGGACCAGGCGGCGGUCCCGUCCCCCUCCCCUCCGAGGUCUCACUGACCCAGUCGGAACGGCGUCGAAUACUAGAGGCGACGGGGCAGGCGAUCGGGAUCGAGGAUGAGAUCGAAUGGGCCGACGACGAAGAGACGCUGGAUAAGAUGCAGGGCGAGCAGGUGGAGGUGAUGGGAUCGCUGCCGGUCAAGCCGAGGAGCAAGUGGAAUCCCCACGGCCAUGCUUUGACGGGUCCGGACAUUCCGGCGUUCCAGAUUCUUCGGGCGGAGGAUAUUGAGGCGCGGGCAAAGGCAGAGGCGGAGGCCGCGGCGGCUGCAGAGAAGAAGAAGGGAAAGAAGAAGGAGGAGGGGCAGAGAGGGUUGAGGGGUCUGUUUGGGAGGAAGGGGAAGGAGGGGCAGGUGGAGCGGAUGACGAGUCCAUCAGGGACAGCGGACAUGGAUCGGGGGAGUUUGAGCCAGGCUGGGAGCAGGCAGGGCUCUCUCCGACUUUCACUACAACCCUCCCAGGCAUCAUCAUCCAAGGCCUCUCUACCAGCGAGCCAGUCUUUCCCGGCCAAAAGCAUCCUCAAGAAUCCAGGCCGGCUCCAGGCGUCCGUCACCGCCCCCUCCCUCACCUCGUUCGCCGAUCCCACUCGACCCUCACCUGCUACGCAUAGUUCACAGCUAUCAGCCCUUCGGACUCCUCAGGACAAUAUCGUCCCUCUCCCACAGUCUCAAUCUGCCGGAAAGACCAAGGGAGGGCGCCCGGACACAAGCGGGACCAUCACCCAGUCCACAUUCCACGACCUCGCGCCGCCCGUCCGCCCAUUCGGGGAAUCGGCGAAUGUGGAUCGCCGUCCCAGCGUCGCUUCGUCAGGCGCUGAAUCCGGCCAGUCGGUAGACUCGACCCAGCUCUUCUACUCGGCUCGUGCACCUACCUCCGAGCCCCGGACUGAGCUCCCAUCGCAGUCCCAAGUCCGCCUCGGCGCGCCCAUCGAGUCUCCACCUCAUCCGCGCGGACCCCGUAUCGGCGUAGCUCCAGCUACGCCCGGAACUCCAGUGCCUCGGCUCACACCCGCCCACAUCCCACACAACUUGCCGCACAACCAGGACUCGCGAUACCCCGUCCUAUUCCCCAGUCGAGCCGGCAUCGCAGCGUCCUUCUCUCUACCCUCCCUACCAAACUUCCUCAACCUCCCACGCGGCUUCAACGCCGACCGACGCCCUUCCGACAGUAUCUUCCAUACCUCCCCACCCCGUAAUCCUAUCCACACACUCCAGCGGAGUGCGAGCACCACCUCCCUCGCCCAGCCCACCCACAACUAUAUCGUCGAUCCCAAGUCCCGCUUUGUGCCCCAUCGUCGGGCGCGAACGGGCGAUUCGGGGGACAGCGAUACGUGGUCCUUCCAUUCUCUUGCGUCCGCCACGCGCGAGAGCUUGGGCGUGGAGCAUGCCGAUCGAUCACCCGUACGGCGCAUGUCCCGGAUCCCACGGGGACCUAUCUAUGGCUCGCGGACCCAGAUCCAGACUGUCGUCACCCCCGUCAUUCCUUCCGCUCCGGCCGCACCCCACCCGCUUCCCCCUCCUCCACCCCGCCGCCAGCCAGCCCCAUCCGCACCGAAACCUCCCGGCCUCCUCGAGAAUAUCGGACAAGGCCUCGAAAAGGCAUUCUCGAAGAAGCCCGUCAAGGUCUUGACGAUAGAUGAGCACUUUCAGUCCACGGAUACGGUCUUCCAGACGGAGUUCAAGAUGAAGGAGAAGGAUAGGGAACGGCGGAUGGAGACGUACUUUCCGCCCGCACAGGAAGAUACAAGGGGGUUGUUCGAUACCAUGUUUCCGCCCCCUCCAGCUACGCUGGGGCGCUUGGAACCUAUCUCGAAUUUGACGGCGACCGUCACUAUCCGGCUGCAUCCUAAACCCGAAGAGAAGAAGAAGGGGAAAGGUAAGGGAAAGGAGCGGCCAGAUACGGCCGUCUCGAUGGCGCCUACGAUCGUGAGCUUGGCGCCAGACGUACCGGACGAUGCAGCUUCGGAAAUCGAGGUCCUACCGGCGGAAGAAUACCCGCCGGUCUGGAAGAAGAUGAUCUUGGUUCUUACGACCUGGACUUUCGACGCGGCGACGGGACCCGUCCCUUCCUCCAUCGGCACCAGUAGCGGCGGCAGCUCGGCGCAAGACCGACCCCGUCGACUCCGAGAACGUACCGUCGGUGAACAACGCACCAUCGCCCACCUACACCUCUUUGACCCCUCGUCCUCCCCCUCCGCUUACGCCCCACAGGAACGCCGACCCAAGACCUCGGAUACAUUUGGAGUCCCCACCCGACCGUUCGGGGGCGCGGCGGUCUACCUGCCUGAAUCUGAGCGCAUCGAGCAGGAUCGGCGGCCCAUGGGGUAUGCGCACGGGGUGGUUUUGGGCGAUAUUGUGGAUUUGGGGAUGAGGGAUGAGGAUCCGGCAGAGUUUGCGGGGGACGGGCUAGAGAGGCGGAGGAGGAGGGGGGUGAUUUGGUUUAGCUAUGGCAGGACCGAGGGGUGGUUUGUCCAGUUCAAGGAUAAGAAAGAGACGGAUCUUUGGUUGCAUACCUGUCGAGGUAUCUGCAUGCGGAUCGAUCGCGAGAACCUAGCGAUCAGUAUGCGAAAGCUCAACCCUCGGAUCGAAGCCAAUGCCCGACGUCUUUCCGAUCUGCAGCGACACCGAGAAGGAUUGGAAGCGGCGCAUCAGCCGGAGCAAUACGUCCUUUCCCGUCUGGCGCAGGGAUACUCUAUCUGGGACCCUCAAACCAAUCCGCCCCUUACGGUCUCGUUCAAGGAGAUGAUGGCUUCCCAGGAAGUCAAGUGGGCGGGGUAUGAGCACCCCGCGUUAAAAGUUAGGAGGGAGCAGGAUAAGUGGGCGACAUUGGGGGAUAUGGUGUAUGGGCGGGUGGAUGAGAGGGAGUGGGACUGGACGAUACCGGUCGACAAGGCGAGGAGGGGCGGUGAGGGCCAGAACCAAAAGGCGGAGAAGAGGAAGGCGGGAAAGAGGAGGAGGAGGGCCAAGUUUAGGGUCAAGGAGGCGAAGAGGAAGGCGAGGGGAGAAGUGAGGGUUAAGGGUAAAGGAAAGGGGAAGAGUGCGGGGACGCCUGUACAGGACAACAAGGGCAAGGGGAAGGCGGAUACGCCCAGUAGUACUGCCAGUGGACGUACAUCGCAGACCGUGCCCCACCCCUCGCCUGGACCGUCCCGACACCGCCCGUCCCCACUUUCGAGCCUCUCCACCCCUACUCGGCCCGUCAUCGCCGCCUUCCCAUCCCCUUCACCUACUCCGUCGCCCCUACGCCCUCUCAUGCUCCCGGCGACAGUGGCCAGCCGACCACGGAUGCCUCUUCGGGAAAGCGACUUUAGCCUUUCCGCUACGCCGUCGGCACGAUCCCUCGUUUCGCUUCAGUCGGCGCGGUCGGGCGGAUCGCUGCAGUCGGCAGCGUCGAUAGGGACGGCAGGGGGGUCGGAUCCGUCCAUCAGGUCAGGUGCUACAUUUGGGCGGCCACCUUCUUCGGCUGCUUCUACGUCAGGCCCUACCCCUCUUCCUACCCCUGCUCCAGCAGCGGCGGCAGCGACGGGGUCAGGAACAGGGACGGCUCCACGAUCCAGGCCGUCCACCGGGAACAGGACAUUACCACCUCCAUCUUUGCCCCCUCCGUCGGAUCCACUGCCCGCUCCUCCCACAAUUGAAGAUUCCGCCUCGUCGACUUCAUCCUCCUCGUCCGGCUCUAUCCGGCGGCCAGGCCAGGGCCAGCGGCCUCAGCGGCCGCGGACGAGGGACGGCGACAAGACACCGAAAGCGCUUACGCUGGGUAUGUUUCCUAGUCCGCCAACGACGGAGCCGUCUCCCUCUCCACCGGUCAAGUCGGUCGCUGGAGGUGGCGGGGCGAGCGGGGUGACAACAAUCUCUCCUCCACCUGUCCCGCCCAAAACGACCGCGCCGUCCUCUUUCCCGCAAGGGUUCGCACAGACCCGUAUGCCCAGUAUCCACACUCAGACUCCAUCGGUAUCGUCAUCGGUAUCGAAUUACUCUAUCCCUAUCCCGACAUACAUCCCCACUGCCCUUCCUCGGUCUACGCCACCGCACUCAGUCUCGGCCGGACCAUCAGCGUCAGCGUCGGCUUCGACCUCCACGCCCGGCCCGGGCACGCAGCGGGGCGUAUCGCCAUAUGGGCAGGUGGAGAGUUCAGGGAGUGUAUAUUCCGAUUCGGGAAGUGUGGCGCUCAGUGCGAGUGCGAGUGUCUUGAGCGUCACGGCUGGGGGAGGGCGAAGGAGGCGGACGACGACGGCGCCUAUUGAUCUUGCUGGCGAAGUCAAAGCUGAGGAUGACGCCAAGAAGGCGGAGAUCAGGGCGGCGGAGGCUGCGAAGGCGGGAGCGGAGGAGCCUGUUCAGGAGGAUAGGCCGAGAGCUAUCCGGUUUGCCUGA
Molecule: messenger RNA, 5208 nt
Organism: Dioszegia hungarica
Lineage: Eukaryota; Fungi; Basidiomycota; Tremellomycetes; Tremellales; Bulleribasidiaceae
Exons: 7
Coding region: 1-5208 (1735 amino acids)
Source: RefSeq, a predicted model, not a curated record